This is a messenger RNA of Glycine soja, 930 nucleotides long. RefSeq lists its product as uncharacterized. The transcript has a single exon. The record is from RefSeq and is a predicted model, not a curated record. NCBI's taxonomy places the organism in Eukaryota, Viridiplantae, Streptophyta, Magnoliopsida, Fabales, Fabaceae. Bases 97 to 798 code for a protein of 233 amino acids.
AAAAAGCCUAGCCAUUGGCCUCUUCAGUCUCGUCACCACUCACUGCUCUGUUAUAACCUAUUUUCCGUUACUCUCACCGUUGCGAACCUUAACGGCAUGGAUCCAUUCGGUCCGAACCGAUUCCCGAACCGAAAACUCUCCGCCACGGAACGCUUCCUCGGCGUUCCAUUUCACGCGCCGCCGCACUUCUCAAACUCCGCCGCCUCCUCCAACGACGAGCUCCUCGAGGACGACGUCGUUUUCUUCGGCGGCGACUACGGCGCCGAACACAACCACCACAGCGCCUCCACUCCUUCCUCUUCCUUGUCAUUGUCUUCCUCCGCCACUCCGAACAACAACCUCCACAACCAUUCCCACGGCAUCCUCGCCGCGCUCCCCGAGAACGAAACCUCGCACAACCUCCGAAACGUUUCGCAGCACUUCCACAAGGCAUCAAUCUCUUCAAUCUCGUCCGCCUCCUCUUCAUCCUCCUCCUCGCGCGUCAUUCCCGCCAUCCCGCGGCCUCCGCCGCCGGCGCAACCUUCGUCCGUCAUGUUCCACCAGUCUGCGCCGGUGAAAGUCCCAAUCCUGUCGAUGAAGGCGCGGCGGAGAUACCGCGACGUCGAUGACGACGACGAAGACGGCGACGAGGACGACGAAGAGGAGAUGGUGCCUCCGCACGAAUUCGUAGCGAGAAACUCAGCGCAAUCUCCGAUGCUCGCUUAUUCGGUUCUGGAAGGGAUAGGGAGAACGCUGAAAGGGAGGGAUAUGCGUCAGGUUCGAAAUGCCGUUUGGCGCCAAACAGGUUUCCUCGGUUGAUUCACUCAAUUCAAAAUUCUUCGAUUAGGGCUUAAUUUUAACUCAUUGGUUGAAUUCUAUUAUUAUACUGAGUCUGAAUUUGUCCAGAACUCGUGCAUUUCCCUAUCUAACGAAAUUCAUAGGCUUCCCUCA